Messenger RNA from Zasmidium cellare ATCC 36951, 1848 nucleotides. RefSeq lists its product as uncharacterized. The transcript has 2 exons. Gene Ontology annotation, molecular function: adenosine deaminase activity. Gene Ontology annotation, biological process: inosine biosynthetic process; adenosine catabolic process. The coding region runs from base 1 to 1848 and encodes 615 amino acids. The record is from RefSeq and is a predicted model, not a curated record. NCBI's taxonomy places the organism in Eukaryota, Fungi, Ascomycota, Dothideomycetes, Mycosphaerellales, Mycosphaerellaceae.
AUGGCAUCCAUUGCACUCGACGAUGGCACUUCAAGUCUCGAAACAUAUCAACUUGACAGGCAAACAUUGUUGGCGAAUGAGCGCAAGUCAGCUUGGGACGAACCGGCAAGACAACGUGCCUCGUCAUUAGAAAAGCAAGCAGGUGAAAUCAUCAUCAAGCUCAGAGAGCAUGAGCGCUUUCGACUAUUCGGCAAUGUUGGUCGUGAAGAACUGCCAAAGUCCGAUCAGCUGGACAUGGGCGGCCGGUUCCUUGUCAACAAGGAGCGGAUCGAGCAGAGCAAGAUCUUCGAGAUUGCCUGCCUGAUGCCCAAGGGUGCACACCUACACCUUCACUUCAAUGCUGAACUUCCUCCCGAGAAGCUCUUCCCACAUGCGCGGAGAUUGGAGGACACCAUGUUCAUUCGCAGCAAGCAGCCAUUACUGAAGCCUCAAGAUUUUGCGGAAACGGAGAUUCAAUUCAAUGUUCUGCCGCAGGACACAAAGACGAGCAACAUCUUCAGCAAGGAGUAUGACUUCGAUUGGAAGAGCCCAACAAGUGCAUCAUGGAUGAAGUGGAUCGACUUUCGAGAGCAGUUCCCCACAGGCGAGUCCUUCAGCGAAGUGCCCAUGGAGUACAGAGCGGAUGAUUGCAACGGACAACUUGAUCAUGCGGAAUGCUGGGCUCGAGAGAAGAUGAUCAUUACAUCCAACAAAGCCUAUGCUGAGCACCAAACGACCAAUGGUGUGUGGGCGUGCUUCAAUCAAGGUACUCGUGCGUUCAAGGGACUUAUGAACUAUGCGAGCGUAUACCGCUGGUACAUUGGCGACGCUAUCGACAACAUGGUCCGAGACAAGGUCAUGUAUGCAGAGCUCCGACCCAUGCUCAUGGACAAGUCAAUACCGGCGGACGAUGGCGUGGGCAAGCUCGGUCACAACGAACAGAUGAAGAUUGUUUGUGAGGAAGCCGAGAAGAAGAAGAAGCAACACGGUGAUAGGUUCCCAUUCGGACUCAAGAUCAUCUACUGCACGCCCAGAAGCAUACCACCGGCCAAAAUGAAGUCAGAGCUGGAAGACUGCAUCAAGUUGAAACUGGCGUACCCUGAUCUGGUCUGUGGGUUCGAUCUGGUCGGGGCUGAAGACCGUCCGAACCACAUUGGCCACUACGCUGAUCUCUUGCUGGCGUUCACGAAGACAUGUGAGAGACUGAAGAUCAGCAUCCCAUUCAUGUUCCAUGCUGGCGAGACACUCCUGGACACCGGCGGCUUCAUGCCACUAGACUCUGAGGCCGAGGCAGGCUUCCACAACCCGGACAACAGCAAUCUCUACGACUCACUGCUUCUCAACGCCAAGCGGAUUGGUCAUGGCUACGCCUUGCUAAAGCACCCGCAGCUAGUCAAGAAGUACUCAGACGCGAAGAUCUGUUUGGAGCUCUGCCCCAUCUCGAAUGAGCUGUUGGGUGUUUGUGGCAAUGCGAGACAGCACAUCUUCCCGGAGCUUCUGGCCGCAGGACUGCAGUGCACAUUGAACGCCGACAAUCCCGCGUUAUACAGAGGGCCCGGACUUGACACCUAUUCUUUAUCACACGAGUUCUACCAAGUCAUGGUCGGCGACCUGCGCAUGAACAUUCACGGAUGGAAGCAGCUAGCCGAGUGGAGCCUUGAGCACGCGUGCCUCACGCCUCAGGAGCUAGACAGAGCCAAAGCCAUCUUCCACAAACACUGGGAAGAGUUCUGCGGCAACGUUGUCGACACCUUCGGCGAAUACGCGAAGUCCCUGCCCGACAAAGUCAAGGGCAAAGACCUCAAACUGCAGGUCCUGAGCACCGGAUCCGCGAACCUGAUCCCAACCAUGGCAUCUGAUACCAAGUGA